GCGUCACUGAUAAAUAAAACAUUUUAAAAGCAUCUUAUCACCAUCCUUGUCUGAUUUCCCAGUGAAGAUAUUCACUACUGAUAAACACAGAGUUCAGGACUGAUCUGAUAAAGAGGGAAUCAUCUCCUCUUGUUUCCUAAGCAAACAAACAUGAACGACUUUGCAGUGCUGAACACCGGCCGAAAGAUGCCACUCAUCGGGUUAGGGACAUGGAAGAGUGAGCCUGGAAAGGUGAAACAGGCAGUCAUACGGGCACUUCAGGCCGGAUAUAGGCACAUCGACUGCGCUGCCAUUUAUGGAAACGAAUCAGAAAUCGGAGAAGCCUUUCAGGAGAUGCUGGGGCCUGACAAAGCCUUUAAACGAGAAGACGUGUUCGUGACAUCCAAACUGUGGAACACGAAGCACCAUCCUGAGGACGUGGAGCCAGCACUGCUCAACAGCUUGAAAGAGCUGAAGCUGGAGUACCUGGACCUCUACCUCAUUCACUGGCCUUAUGCCUUCCAGCGGGGGGAUACAGCUUUCCCCAGACAGGAAGAUGGGACCUUACUGUAUGAUGACAUUGACUACAAGGUGACAUGGGCUGCCAUGGAAAAACUCGUGGAAAAGGGACUCGUGAGGGCUAUCGGGCUCUCAAACUUCAACAGCAGACAGAUUAAUGAUGUCCUGUCCAUGGCCAACAUAAAGCCUACUGUUUUACAGGUAGAAGGUCAUCCUUAUCUAGCCCAGGUGGAGCUUCUUGCUCACUGCAGGGAGAGGGGCUUAGUGAUGACUGCCUACAGUCCGCUUGGCUCUCCAGAUCGUGCCUGGAAGAGACCAGAUGAGCCAGUUGUCUUAGAGGAGCCAGUCAUUGCAGCUCUAGCCAAGAAAUACAACAAAUCUCUUGCACAAAUUAUAAUCAGGUGGCAGACCCAGCGAGGGGUCGUGACUAUCCCAAAGAGUGUUACAGAGUCUCGCAUCAAAGAAAACAUACAGGUUUUUGACUUCACUCUGGAGCCUGAUGAGAUGGACAGUGUGACAGCAUUGAACAAAGGCUGGAGAUACAUCGUGCCAACUAUAACUGUUGAUGGCAAGCCUGUACCGAGGGAUGCAGGACAUCCUCACUAUCCAUUUAAUGAUCCUUAUUAAUUAAUACAUUGUAUUGCAGGAUUAUGUGCCUUCCAAUCCACUUCAACUGACCGAGCUGUACACAUAACACAUGAUUUUGUUUUGUUGUUUAUUGAUGGGAGCAUCCCCCCCUCACCCAUUUUUCAAUUCUCCAAUGUUGGAGUAUAUGUCACAAUCUGUAUCUGUUCAUUGUUCCAAAUAUCCCUAUCUGUAUUUGGAUGACUUUUGAGUCCCAUGGGAUUCCAGUCUGAAUGCCCCUCUGGUCUCAACCUGAGCCCUGUGGACCUUUCUGGCAAGCUUUAU
This is a messenger RNA of Ictalurus furcatus (blue catfish), 1407 nucleotides long. It is a transcript of the gene akr1a1b, whose product is annotated as aldo-keto reductase family 1, member A1b (aldehyde reductase). The transcript is spliced from 9 exons. Bases 151 to 1125 code for a protein of 324 amino acids. Gene Ontology annotation, biological process: aldehyde catabolic process. The record is from RefSeq and is a predicted model, not a curated record. Gene Ontology annotation, molecular function: aldose reductase (NADPH) activity. Gene Ontology annotation, cellular component: cytosol. NCBI's taxonomy places the organism in Eukaryota, Metazoa, Chordata, Actinopteri, Siluriformes, Ictaluridae.